GUGAUCACUGUCAAAACUGUCAUUGAGAUUGAGCAAGUUUUGUGUUUUCGUGUUUGAUUUUUAGCAGAAAAAGAUUUAAUGAAAGUUUAAUAUCAUUAGCUCAGUCAUGUCGAACGUCAAAACUGGUGAAUUGCUGAGUUUCCAAGAUUAUUCGCCCGAGCACAACGCGCCUAGCGCCAGAAUUGACGUUGAAGCCGUCCAUUCGAAUCAAUACAACAAUACCAUGUCCAGCCAAAAUUAUACCUAUGAGGAGCCAACAAACAAUGACGAAUCCCCUGAUCAACCCCCCACAAACCACAACUUCUGGACCAUAGAAUACUAUCAGAAGUACUUUGAUGUGCAAACUAGUGAGGUGAUUGAGAGGAUCAUAUCUUCGGUGGUGCCCACUAAAGUGUCCAGCAGCUACUUUGAUGACAGAAUCAAAGCCAAGCCGGACCUGUAUGGCCCUGUGUGGAUCUCUGUUACUCUGAUAUUCACUAUAGCAGUGAGUGGCAACAUAGCAAGUUACCUGCAGAAUGUGAACAGCGCGAUGCACUGGCGCUAUGACUUCCACCUAGUCUCGUAUGCGGCUACUGCCAUCAUCUGCUAUGUGUGGAUUGUGCCACUCGCGCUGUGGGGAGCCAUCAAGUGGACCACUGUGGAGGCCCAAGAUGAGGAAGCUAUACAGGGCUCAACAAACCCAACAAUGAUGUCACUCUUCUGUCUAUAUGGCUACUCCCUAUCAGUCUACAUUCCCGUGGCUAUUCUCUGGACCAUCCAAGUCUCCUGGCUACAAUGGCUCCUCGUCCUACUAGCUGCUUUCGUAUCUGGUGCAGUUCUCAUCUACUGGCUGUUGACGACAUUGAGGAAAUCCAAAUACUUCCUAAUAUUGGUUGCGUCAAUACUAGCGGUACACUUCCUUCUGGCUACAGGUUUCAUGUUGUACUUCUUUCACGUUCCGUCAACUGUACCCAGUCCCGCGGUGAUCUCGUCGACUAUUAAACCUGCAUAAAGUUGAGGGUGACUGACGGUUGCACCAGUAAUGGCUGGAUUCAAUAUUUAAUCAAUCCCUUAAUUUGCUACUAGGUAUAACACGCUCAAAUAAAGAAACAAUAUGAAAAAGGCCAUUAAGUAAGGGAGUGGAAAGGAACAUUGAUUGAUAUAUGAAUAAGGCGAGAUAGCAAGAGUCAAAUUGCCAUUUUUAUAAUAUUUCUAUAUUUGCGCGCGUUAUUAUUCAGUAUAGAAUUCAACAUGGUGGUUAUUAAUUAACGAUUUUUAAGCAAAUUAACCGAUUGCUUAAAUUGAGGAAUGCGGAAUCAGUGUAGUAAAAUUAUUAUAUAGUAUGUUGAUCCUUUCAUUUGUUACUGUGAUGAUUAUGCGGUGAAAUGAAAUAUGCUAAGUAUUGUAUUGCGAAGAGUUAAAACACGCACUUCAUAUUAUUUAACUUUAGUAAGUAGUAAUUUUAAGCAAUUUUAGACAUACGUUUAUACAAGUCAUUAGUUUAUUUGUAUAGUUUACUAUUGAUUAUUGUAACUGCAACUAUUUAAGACCUAUGAAAACGCGUAUAUUUCACAAUUUAUACGAGUGUGUGUUUUAAUAUUUUUGCUUUUAUGUAUAGUUUGUACAUUAAACAAAAUAUUAUGUUGGAUUUGAAGUAUUUUACAUUCCUAAGACCCAUGUGGGAGUUAUUUAAAUUAUAUUCCUUCUACAUUAUGUCAAGCGAAUGCCCCUUUCCCUGUGCAUUUGUAAUUAACAAAUAUAUUUAUAUAAGUUGUGAUGUUUCGAUAAAA
Molecule: messenger RNA, 1769 nt
Organism: Plutella xylostella (diamondback moth)
Lineage: Eukaryota; Metazoa; Arthropoda; Insecta; Lepidoptera; Plutellidae
Product: protein YIPF2
Biological process (GO): vesicle-mediated transport
Cellular component (GO): membrane; Golgi apparatus
Molecular function (GO): small GTPase binding
Source: RefSeq, a predicted model, not a curated record